Molecule: messenger RNA, 1268 nt
Organism: Lactuca sativa (garden lettuce)
Lineage: Eukaryota; Viridiplantae; Streptophyta; Magnoliopsida; Asterales; Asteraceae
Product: putative clathrin assembly protein At4g40080
Biological process (GO): clathrin coat assembly; vesicle budding from membrane; clathrin-dependent endocytosis
Cellular component (GO): clathrin-coated pit; clathrin-coated vesicle
Molecular function (GO): clathrin heavy chain binding; SNARE binding; 1-phosphatidylinositol binding
Source: RefSeq, a predicted model, not a curated record
UGAUACUUCUCCGAGCCACGCGACUAUUUAACUAGAAAUUUAAACACCCACAAAAUAAUUGCAAAUUUGUACCCAAAUGGGACAAUCGAAGAAACUCAAAAAUCUCCAAUCAAUUUUCAAAGACAAAGCAAAAAUCAUCAAAGCAACGUUCUCAAUCACCAAUCGUACGACCUCCUCCAUCCAAAUUGCCGUCCUCCGUGCCACCACUCGCUCAGCCCAAUCGCCACCGCACGACCACCAUGUCUCCACCCUCCUCUCCCUCGGCAACACCACACGCCACUCUGCUUCUGCAUGUAUAUCUGCCAUCCUACACCGCCUCCACCACCACCAUCAACCAAACGUGUAUGUAACACUCAAGGCUCUGUUGAUCCUACACUACAUGAUUACCCGAGGUUCAUUUUCUAUCAAGGAACAACCAUUGUUACAACCUAUGUCCAACACGGGCUUUGAAUCCCUUAACCUCUCAAGAUUUAUGGAUAAUACUGACAUGCAAUCGCGAGAGUUUGCAGUGUGGGCUCAAUGGUACGCCAGUUUUUUAGAAAACAAUCUGUCUACAUCCACUAUCCUAGGUUGUUUUCUUUCAUCAUCGAAGAUGGAAAUCGAGAAAAAGAAAGAAAAACUAAAAUUCUCUUUGUACAUGGAUUUAUUCAAAGAAAUUGAAGCAUUGGUUUUGAUAAUCGAAGAGAUUUGUAAAGCACCAAAUUCAUUGAAUUGUCAAACUAAUGACAUAGUUUAUGAGGUAAUGAGACUGGUAGGAGAAGAUUAUCGUAUGAUUCAAUAUCAUAUGAUGAUCCGACUCACCGAGUUGAGUGAGAGACUUCAUAAUCUUAGGACCAACGAGUUGACCGGGUUGACUCGGUGUUUGGAAAGAUUAGAGGGUUGUAAAGGGAGAUUGACCGAGUUGUUCAUGAACCGGAAACGGAAUGAAUCGUUUUGGGAAUUGGUAAGCGAGGUAAUUUCAGAACUCAUGAGGUUGAAGAAGUAUGCAGAAAUGAAAUCAGUGAGUCGGAAAAUGAUCGAGUAUGCUAGCGAGUCAACUGAGUUAAAAACGAGUCGAUAUUUCGGAUUAUUGCCAUAUGGAGAAAACAAUUAUUGGUUAACGUUGACCAGAUAAAUCUUACUUUUUCCUCCACUACCGCGUAAUUAGCCGUGUGCAGUUUUUUCUUUCUUUCUUUUUUUUUUUUGCUUUUUGAUAUUUAAAUUGUAAAUUUUGCGUAUUUUGAUUUUUUCACCCGGGAAAGUAAUACAGAUCCAUGUAAGGUUGAACA